This is a messenger RNA of Anthostomella pinea, 606 nucleotides long. NCBI's taxonomy places the organism in Eukaryota, Fungi, Ascomycota, Sordariomycetes, Xylariales, Xylariaceae. The record is from the annotation of a GenBank genome assembly.
AUGGGGAUAAGUUUUGGCGGGCCCCUUGCCUGGGUGACGGCCAGCCGACUGCCCAAGAUAGUCAAGAGCCUAGCACUGAUCAUCACGAGCCCAGUCGGGGCAAGACCGAAUCCCGCGGACAAGCUGCCGCCAGCUCAUCCCGAGGGCGGAUUGGUACUCCGCGAGGCCUUCAAGUUACCCGAUGACAAGGAGGACGACGACGCCUGGAUCAAAUCCGCAGCCGCCCACGGAGCAGGAAAGGGCCGAAUCGAGGCCGAGUCCGAUACCACGUAUCGCCGGGAGAAGAAGAGCGGUACGAUGUGGACCAGGGGAAACCAUGGCGAUGCGGCGUGCGUGAGGUGGCCGCGGGAGACGCUCAAGCGGGUCGAGUGUCCGACGGUCGUCAUUCACGCGGCCAAGGACCAAGUAUUCCCCUUGGAGUACGCGAAAGCUCUCAGAGAUGACGUGGGGGAUGCAACGCUGGUGGUGGUCGAGAACUGUGGUCAUGAACUGCCACAUCGAGCUCGCGGAACAAUAGUGGAUGCGAUUCUUGCGAAUGUGAAGAAGGGGGAGCAGGCAUCUGAUGUAGCGAAGAGGGAUGAACUUGUGCUUCCAAGUCGCCUGUGA